AUGGAGAGCCUGUCAUCUGAGGGACCCCCUGGCCAUUGUCACCAGGAGGAAGCUGGUGCCUGCUACCAGCUCACCGUGAGGGUCCUGGAGGCACGGAGGCUGCGCACGACUGAUCUGUUGAGUGAGGCAGACCCAUAUGUGACCUUGCAGCUGCCAACUGCUCCUGGGAUGAAGUUCAAGACUAAAACAGUCACCAACUCCAGUCACCCCGUGUGGAAUGAGACCUUCCAUUUCCUCAUCCAGAGUCAGGUCAAGAAUAUUCUGGAGCUGAACGUCUAUGAUGAAAACUCAAUCACAAAGGAUGGCAUCUGCUUCAAGGUGUUCUACGACAUCUCAGAGGUCCAUCCUGGCAAGCUGUUCCAGAAAACCUUCUCCCCAGGUCCCCAGGGACAGGAAGAGCUAGAUGUGGAGUUUCUGCUGGAGAAAACGUCAGACCCUCCAGAAAGUCUCAUCACCAAUCAUGUCCUUGUGGCCCGAGAACUGUCACAGCUGGAUGUCUGCGUGGACACAGCAGAGAGCACCAUGGUGGCCGCAGGUCAGGAUGAGCUGGAGCUGGUAUUGAAGGGAUCCUAUGAGGACACACAGACGUCUGCCCUGGGCACAGCCUCGGCCCUCAGCUUCCACUACCUGGCAGCCCAAUGCACAGAGCUGAGCGGGCAUCUGAAGAGCUCCAGAGGCAACAGCUGUAAUUCCAACAUGUUGGCUGGACACCUCUCAGUGCCCCUGAGGUCCCUGGCCAGGGGGACCAAGGUGACGGUGGACAUUCCUGGUACAAAUGCCCCAGGAGUGAGGCUGCAGCUCAAUUCAGACAGCUGCCCUAAGGAGCUGGCUGUGCACCUGGGCUUCGACCUGUGUGCGCAGGAGCGGGCCUUCCUGCGCAGGAGGAAGCAGGUGGCGGCCAAGGCCCUGAAGCAAGUCCUCCAGCUGGACAGAGACCUACAGGAGGACGAGGUCCCAGUGGUGGGUAUUGUGGCUGAAGGAGGAGGUGCCCGGGCCAUGACCGCAUUCUACGGCCAUCUACUGGCCCUGCAGAAGUUGGGCCUCCUAGACUGUGUGACCUACCUGAGUGGCAUCUCUGGCUCUACAUGGACAAUGGCGCACCUGUACUGGGACCCAGAGUGGUCACAGAAGGACCUUGAGGGGCCCAUCAGCCAUGCUCGAGAGCAUCUGGCCAAGAGUCAGUUAACAGCCUUCUCCCCAGAGCGCCUGGCGAGCUACCACCGGGAGCUGGAGCUGCGAGCUAAGCAGGGACACUGCACGACCAUUGUGGACCUGUGGGCUCUGGUGCUCGAGUCCAAGCUCCAUGGCCAGGUGACAGAUCACAAGCUAUCAGGCCAGCGAGCAGCCCUGGAGCGGGGACAGAACCCUCUGCCUCUCUACUUGAGCCUCAAUGUCAAAGAGAACCGUCUAGACACCCUCGACUUCAAGGAGUGGGUGGAGUUCUCCCCCUACGAGGUCGGGUUCCUGAAGUACGGGGCCUUCAUUCCACCCGAGCUCUUCGGUUCUGAGUUCUUCAUGGGGCGACUGAUGAAGAGGCUCCCUGAGCCCCAGAUCUGCUUUCUGGAAGCUAUCUGGAGCAACAUUUUCUCCUUGAACCUGCUGGACACCUGGUAUGAUCUCACCUGUUCUGGAGAGGACUGGAGACAGCACAUCAAGGACAAGAUCCAGAACACAGGGAAGCAGCCCCCGGCCUCCUCCGAGAGCGUCUCUUGGGCGGAGGGCUCGUGGCUGCAGCCCGGCACAGCCCUGGCGCAGGCGUUCAAGGGCUUCCUGACCAACAGGCCGCUGCACCAGCGCAGUGCCAACUUCCUCCACGGCCUCCAGAUGCACCGGAACUACUGUGAAGAGAAAGCCUUCUCCACCUGGGCAGACUGCCAGCUCGAUGCCACGCCCAGCCAGCUGACCCCCCAGGAGCCCCAGCUCUGUCUAGUGGACUCUGGCUACUUCAUCAACAACAGCUACCCUUCCAUGUUCCGGCCAGGCCGCCAGCCGGACCUCAUUCUGUCUUUCAACUACUCACUCGACUCGCCCUUUCAGGCCCUGCAGCAGACGGAGCUGUACUGCAGGGCCCAGGGGCUGCCCUUCCCCCGGGUGGAGCUCAGUCCUGAGGACCAGCGCCAGCCCAGGGAGUGCCACCUCUUCUCCGACCCCGCCUGUCCCGAGGCCCCCAUCCUGCUGCACUUCCCGCUGGUCAACGCUUCCUUCAAGGACUUCUCUGCCCCAGGUGUCCGGCGCAGUCCUGCAGAGCUCGGGGCUGGCCAAGUGGAUCUCAGCCGAGCCACCUCCCCCUACGCCCUGUUCAACAUGACCUACAAGGAGGCCGACUUCGACCGUCUGCUGAGGCUCACUGACUACAAUGUGCAGAACAGCCAGACCGCCAUCCUGCAGGCCCUAGGGACCGUGCUGAAGCGCAGGGCCCCAGACGCCAGGCCAUCGGGGGUGCAGACAUGA
Messenger RNA from Dipodomys ordii (Ord's kangaroo rat), 2451 nucleotides. It is a transcript of the gene Pla2g4d, whose product is annotated as phospholipase A2, group IVD (cytosolic). Gene Ontology annotation, cellular component: cytosol. The record is from RefSeq and is a predicted model, not a curated record. Bases 1 to 2451 code for a protein of 816 amino acids. Gene Ontology annotation, molecular function: calcium ion binding; calcium-dependent phospholipid binding. Gene Ontology annotation, biological process: glycerophospholipid catabolic process. The transcript has 20 exons. NCBI's taxonomy places the organism in Eukaryota, Metazoa, Chordata, Mammalia, Rodentia, Heteromyidae.